Messenger RNA from Argentina anserina (silverweed cinquefoil), 1222 nucleotides. RefSeq lists its product as uncharacterized. The transcript has 8 exons. Lineage: Eukaryota; Viridiplantae; Streptophyta; Magnoliopsida; Rosales; Rosaceae. The record is from RefSeq and is a predicted model, not a curated record. The coding region runs from base 219 to 1016 and encodes 265 amino acids.
CCGAAUCUGUGAAAGCCUAUGAGUCGCAGAGAGAGAGAGAGACGCAGAAAAGGAGGGAGAGACCUUCGGCCCCGCUGACCUUCUCUCAACGAUUUAGAUGAAACCCAAACUCCAAACCACACAACCCCUGCGCGAACAUAGCUUAUGUUGUUCCAAACCAUAUAAAAGUAGCAACCUUUGAACAUUGAUACUACUUUGUUCCAUAUUCCCCUCCACAAAUGCAGAUACCCAGAUGGAGAAAUGUCCUGAUACUCAAGAAUUCAUUGAUUUCAUCCACUUAUACGAAGACCCGCUUAGCGUCGUUUCAUUCUACUCCGGCUUCAUUUGAGAAGAGGAGGGACAAAUGGAAUUUUGAUGUGAAGAGUACAGAACAACCAUCGAAGAAUUUCAUCAGAUACACAACCCGUCACAAGCGGGCUGAUGCAAAGAAAGCGCUUAAAGAUCUCCUCUUUAACAGAGGAUACUCCCCUAAAGUCACGUAUCAACACAUUCAGAAGGAAGAAGAUGAUUCAAGUAGCUCGCCUAAAAAUCUUAGAUCAAAAUCUUGUCAACAUGCUCAGAAAUCCCACCGCAAGAAAAUGAAACGAAAGCUUAAAAGAGAGAGCUUCUCUGAUGAUGAGAACCAUCCCGAGACAAUCUUUCAGGCGACAUAUGGCAAGAGAUGGUACACUUGGUCUUUUAAUGCACAGCGUGACUUUUUUCAAGAUACAUCAUCUGGAUUUGAGUGGAGAGAGCCUUCAAGUGGGAAAGAGAGAAAUAAAAGUUGGGAGAACAACAGUGACAUAGAGUCUGAUGUUGAAGAAUGUACCAUAGGAUCAUGUUCUGAUAGAAGAAUUCUCGGUCUCCCUUCAACAGGUCCUCUAAAGACCGAAGAUGUUAAAAAAGCUUUCCACUUAUCAGCUUUAAAAUGGCAUCCUGACAAGCAUCAAGGAUCUUCGCAGGAAAUGGCAGCAGAGAAAUUUAGACAUUGUGUCAAUGCUUACAAUUCUUUAUGCAAUGCAUUAUCCUCAGCAUAAGCUGUUGCAAUAGGUCCUGGUUUGUUCUUAUCAGCUUCCACCAUGGCUUAUAAUAACAACUGAGCUUUAUUGUAACUAUCAUGAUUUUGUUAAUAUAUUACUUUUCAUUUUCACCCUUUUCAUUCUUGUUUCUUUUGUAUAUGGAAACAUUUCCAAGUAGGAAACCCAGCAGUCAGGGAAGCUGGACUAAGGAGACUAUUGGGUGC